AAAUUUUACAAAAUUGGACAAACCCUUUGCGACUUUGUACGACAUAGAGAGGUCGUACCCACAAACAGUAUUCGGAAGGAAAGCACCAUCAGCGAAGAUGGUACUACUUCCAGUACCACGCAACCUCAAAGAAAUAACUCAGAUAUUUCUGGUGAGGAACAAACUGUGCAAGAAGCUAAAAUCCAAAAACCGGGACAGUGUGCUUCUAAUAAAACUGCCUCCCCAAGGAAAAUCGUUAGCCCGACUUGUAGAUUAAAAAACACAGCACUGAAGAGCAAAUAUCGUCGCAAACAGGAAUCAGCUCCUGUACACAUUAGUAGCACCAACACCGACACUCAGUUUCAGUUACAUCAAACAGCAGCACCAGCAGUGGAACCCAACGAAGCCUCACCAUUAUCUUAUACUGGCAGGUCAACAGUCAACAAUAGGAGCCCAAAGGUGGAAGACGAAAACGAAUCAACGAAUAUUAGCUGCAAUAAGGACGGGACUGUGACAGAAACUCAAUUGUCCGUCGUUGAAGGACUUGGCCCGGAGGCAACGGAUACUGCCGUUGCGGAACAUAAUGAGGAAACAAUGGAUGGUGAAGCCCAGCCGUCAGAUGCAGUCAAUAGCCCCAAUUCUGGAGGCGCUGGUGUAGGGUCCACGGAUAAGAGCAAAGACAAAGACAUGCCAGCGAAGGCUGUUGUGUCCCCGUCCCCGUCCCCAGCUGCUGAGGCCAAACCAAAAAGGAUGGAAAAUAGAAAAUCGUCGUCUGAUACGGGGCUAGAGCCUGUGCUUAAGCAGCACGUUGGGACUGGGCCUCAAUCAAUGACCGGCCCAAUACCAUUCAAGUCGCCACACAGCAAGGGGAGUAAAGCGGGCAAGGGGACAGACAACUAUGUGCAGACUAUACGCUUUGUGCGCAAAAACGUCGAACAAUCCAACAGAAAUGCAAACCCUUUACAGUUUGAGGAACUGGAAACGGAGUUUCCUCGCGAUUACGAUGACAACAUUGAGAUGUUGUCGCGGGAAGCGGAGCAUUUGGAGGAGCAAUUUCGUACACCGACCCGAUCGAAUACCACAGAUGCAGCUAACCAUCAAGUGGCCGGCAUUAUUGAGAACAUCAUUACCGAAGCGUCGCGCAAUGUUAAGAUUGAAAAGACUCAAAUUGAUGUGCCAUCCAAACCUGCCAAUAAACAGACGACUGGUGUAAAGCGCGUUGGCUUCCAAGUUGAGGAAAAGCACGACAGCGAGGUGCUUCUUGGUGAAAGACAGCCAAAGGUUUUCGAGGAUUUGUCCAAACAGUCUGAACGAGGGGAAGGCGUUUCCGGAGACGCAACCGUUGCUGGUACUGAAACAUCGGUGUCAUUGCAGCCAUCAUCAGCGCAUACCGCAUCAGCUACCUCAUCGGUCACGUCCCUAACGAAAGAGCGCAAGAGUGAUGAAGACGAUGAUCCGGUUGCGAUGUCACCAUGUGGACGCUUCUUUAAAUACGACAAAGAAGUCGGUCGUGGUUCCUUUAAAACUGUCUAUCGCGGCCUAGACACACUUACCGGUGUGCCGGUUGCCUGGUGCGAAUUGUUGGAUAAACAAGUGAAGAAGAGUGAACGCACUAGAUUCCGGGAAGAGGCGGAUAUGUUGAAGAAAUUGCAGCAUCCAAACAUUGUGCGAUUCUAUACAUAUUGGGAGUUUCCAAUUGGACGCAAAAAAAACAUAGUACUAGUCACCGAGUUAAUGUUAUCUGGUACUUUAAAGUCGUAUUUAAAACGAUUCAAAAAAAUACACCCAAAGGUAUUGAAGUCAUGGUGUCGUCAGAUCUUAAAAGGUCUCAACUUCCUGCAUACUCGUCAAUUUCCUAUAAUUCAUCGUGAUUUGAAAUGUGAUAAUAUUUUUAUAACUGGCACCACUGGUAGUGUUAAAAUCGGUGACUUGGGACUGGCAACUUUAAAGAAUCGGUCCCAUGCUAAAUCUGUGAUUGGUACACCUGAAUUUAUGGCACCCGAGAUGUACGAGGAGCACUAUGAUGAAUCGGUUGAUGUGUAUGCCUUUGGCAUGUGCAUGUUGGAAAUGGCCAUAUCCGAAUAUCCUUACAGCGAGUGCAAAGGCCCCGCUCAGAUAUACAAGAAGGUGAUAUCCGGUAUAAAACCAGCAGCCCUCUCAAAGGUAGAGGAUCCCAAUGUGCGCGAUAUCAUUGAGCGCUGUAUUGAGCUGAAAAAAGAGGAUCGUCCCAGAUGCAACGAGCUGCUGGAGUCUGAAUUUUUUGAUGAGGACAUUGGGAUACGUGUGGAACCCGCCGCCUCGGAACAGUUCCUCUCAGAUCCCAGCAUCAGCAUCAUUGAGUUUCGUCUGCGAUUUAUGGACCCAAAGAAGCGCUCAUCUCGCCACAAGGAAAACGAAGCCAUUCAGUUCGAGUACAACAUACAGCACGAUGAGUAUGAGCAAAUUGCCCAGGACAUGAUGAAGGAGAAUAUCAUUUCUGAGGAUGAUUCUCGUGCUGUUGCGCGCCUUCUAAAGGUCCAGGUGGUGUCACUGCUUAAGGAACGUGCUCAGCGCCAAACACAAAUUAAGCUACAGAACGAAAAGUCACGUUUGGAAAAGCUGGCACUGCAAAAGCAACGCGAAAGUCUGCCAACCAACGUUGAAGAGGAGGACGACGAAGAUGAUGAGUCUGAAGACGAGGAGGAUGGCGUUAAAUGGAAUCAACGACUCAAGCUCGAAAUGCUAAAUACUGACUCAGAGACAAGCCUGGUCGUCUCCACAAAUAGUGCCGAUCCACAGAAUCUGCUCACAAGGUCGACCACUUCCAUUCAAAACGGCGGCAGUCAAUUGCAACAACAGCAGCAACAGCUGCCACAGUCAGUGCCAGGGCAGCAGAAAGUGAUUGCCUCGCCGGCCAUAUCACAGGUGCAGCAACAUUCAACGACAGUUCAUUAUAUACAGAACCCUCAGAUAGCUUCAUAUCAAAAUCCGACCAACGCCAUGCAGGACAUUGCGAAUGGCCACGGCCAGGUAAUCUCACCCACGGGCAAUCAACAACAGCAGACAGCUCAGCAGCCAGUUGUACAGCUACAACAGCCACCACAGCCUGGGCCACCAACCCAAUUGCUACCCCAACAGGUGCAGGUGCAGCCAGUUGCAGUUACCCAUCCACAGCAACAACAACAACAACAGCCUGUUGCGGUUAUACAGCAGCAGCAGCAACAGCAACAACAUCAUCUAGCCGAACAGCAAAAGGUACAGCAAAUACCAUUGCAGCAGCAACUGCAGCAACUAAUGCAAAAUAAUAUGCCAACAACUGAUUUGGUGCAACAGCAGCAACAACAACAACACCAGCAAUAUUAUCAACAGCAACAGGCGCAGGCGUCGCUUUCAAUGCAUCAAGUCCCAAUUACACAGCAGCAGCAACAACCGUAUGGUAUACAACAACAGCAACAGCAAAUGCAACCACAGAAUAUUCAACAACAAAUGCAACCACAACCAAUUCAGCAGCAACAGCAGCUCCAAACAUCACAACAAAUGCAACAACCGAUGGCUCAGCAGCAUCAGUUGCCACCGCAGCAUAAUCAGCAACCCAUUCCAAGUCAACCGAUGCAACAGCAGCCCAUACAACAACAACAGCCCAUACAGCAGCAACCAAUGCAACAACAAACUAUACAACAACAACCAAUGCAACAACAACCUAUACAACAACAACCCAUGCAACAGCCAUCUGCAACUCAACAGCAGAUUCUCCAGCAACAUCACUUGCAACAGUUACAUCAGCAGCAACAGUUCGUACAGCAACAACAGCAACAGUUCCUUCCAAAUGCAUUAGCGCAACCACAUCAAAUUCCAAUUUCGACAAUGCAGCCGCUUGUUGCUGGUGCUGCUCAAAUCAUGGGGCAACAGCAGCAACAGCCAACGGCUAUGCUAAUACAAGGACAGAUGCAGGUGCCGGCAGCUAUGCACCAGCAACCAAUACCGACUACAUAUAAUCAGCCGCAAUCAGCUGCUCAACAGCAGCCACAACAGCAACAAAUUGUUCAGCCAAUUGCAAAUGUUGUCGAUGCUCAGCAACAACAAGCCCAACAACACGUCAACUAUGCAGCCGCGACCACUCAAAUACAGCAGCAGCAAUAUCUGCAGAAUCAACAGCAGCCACUGCAGCAGCAAAUACCGCUGGAGCAGCAGCUGCAACAGCUAUUGCAUAGUACGCCACAAGCUCAAAUUGUGCAUCAGCCAGCAGCAGCAGCAGCACCACCACCACAAGCUGAACAACAACCACAACAGCAGUUGCCAAAUAAACCCAUUAAUCAACAACCCACGAUUGCAGCACAGGAGCUUCCAGCAGUUGUUGCACAAACGAAUUUCGAUGCUGCUUCCACUUCAAGUGUCGAGCCGCAGCAGACUGCAACUACAAAUCCUGCAGACGCGGAGAAGCAACAAAAACAACAACAAGCUGCUGGAUCGCGUGUGCAGAAGCCGCGACGUUCAAAUCGUAGCGGAAACGAACGCAUACCAAAGCUUAGCGUAACCAGCGUGGACGAGGGCAGCGUCAUUAAUUGCCACAUGGAGAACAAGCUGAAAACUAUAACAUUCAAAUUUGACAUAAGCGAUGUCAAUCCCGUUGAGAUUGCCAACAAACUGAUUGCCCAAGAUUUACUGUCGAAUUGCCAGAGCACCGUGUUUGUGGAAAUGAUUAACGAUAUUGUUGAGCAGGUUAAGCACAAUCCAAACCAAAUUCCAAUCCCAACCACUUAUCGCCGCAACAUUGAGAAGGUCCGUCACGCGUCUCUAACUCGACAGCGUUCCACAUUUAGAACACAUCAAAGACAUAGAUCUCGGGAUGAAACCGCGAGCGACAUCACUAAGAUGUUCGAGCCAUCAGCACAAGGUGCGGAUGCAUCGGCCAACAACGGAGCAAAUGGAGGAGCUGUCGAUGCAACCAACACAGAACAAACCGGGGCUGGUGAGACAAGAGUACGUGAAUCUUCAGCAGUCCAAAGUAAUUUAGAAAUGCCAACGAAUACAGCAACGCCACCAACAACCGCUUCGACCAUGUCGUCCUCCUCUACUACCUCUAGGGAUGCGGGCAACAAUAGCAAUGAUGUGACAAUUGGAUCUGGUUCGGCCUCGCGCAAAACCAGCACCGCAUCGGAGUACACGUCGCUGUCCAUUGAUUACAUGCCGGACAACGCCAUCACGCCAACAGGCAAUGAGCCAUUUCCGCAACUGGAAGGUGGCAUGGACAAACCGCAAUCCGAGCAGAAGGCACGCAGUUUGGCCAUAAGCCGUGUGCAAAUGUUGUUGGAGUCAACAAGGAGCGAAGCGAAACCGAGAAGCUUGAAUUUGCCAUUGAAUCGUCAGUUGAAGAUUGUGGAAGAUUUGAAGCACACCAGAAGCUUGGAUGACCUAAGCGAAGUGAACAUUACGUUCGAUAUGCCCCCCAGCAAAGCUGCCAAACAAGCUACGGAACUAAGCGCCAAUGCCAAUGCCGACAAAUCCAAAGAGAGUGGCGUUCAACUGGGUUCAGUGCAGCCACCGGGUGCUGCCAAUACGCUGGAACAGCUAAAAAUCGAACUCGAGAAUAUAACACAUGCGCAUGCAUUCGCCUCCGCGGUGGUUGCCUCCAUUGGCAACAGACCCAGCACUUAUCAAGCCUCGCCGGCAAUCGCAUCGAUGAAAGGGCUCUCCGCUCAGCAGCAGGCCCAGGCAGACACAGUGGUCAACAAAUCGAACAGCGUGGGAGGCGGCAGUGGCUCAGCGGCCUCGUUUGGCCAGAAUACACCCACUGCAGCGCUGAACUCGGCCCGCGGUUCUUCCGUAUACAAUUCGCGGCGCACGUCCAUUGACAACAGCAUGGGCUCCGAUAUGCAACUGCCCGCACCGAACCUCAAUGUCAAUGCCGAGGCCGGCGAAAAUACGGCCAGCGCUGAGGGUGGCCCCGAUAAGAAGCUGACGAAACAGGAAAGUCUGGAUAAACUGUCAAAUACUUUGAGUGUAACUAGCGAGGCCAGAAAUCCAAGCAAUGGUGCGCUCAACCAGAGUUCCAUAGCAGAUCUGGAGAAAAAAUUGGCUGCACUACGCAAUGCGGAUAACACAGAGGAGACGCCAGUAACAACAACUGCGGCAGCUACCAAGCCAGCUGACGAGCCUGUGGCCAGUGUCAAUGCCCGGAAAAUAUCCCGCUUUAGCGUUAGUCGUGUGCAGGAGCAAAAGACUUCCGCAGAGGCAGCAGAAGCGCUGCAACAUCAGCUGAAGAUCGAUCUGCAGGUGGCAGGCCUAGCUGGUGGCCAGGCUCAAAACUAUAAUGCAAGCGGCUCUGUGCAAAACGGCACCGCCGUCAACACACCCACAGAGCUCAUUAGUUCGCCCAUACAGAACGUUCCGAUGGCCAUUAAUGGCAUUCAAUUGAUUUAUCAGCAGCAAAAUGCACCGGCAGGCGUUGGUGUUGGCGUGAUGAUGCCCCAAAACCAAGUUGGGGCCACGGCACAACCAUCAAAUCUUCAAAUGCAGCAGCAGCAACAACAGCAACAACAACACAUGUACUCAAAUAUGCCACAGCGUCAUCAGGCACCAUUAAAUUCUCUGCCGCAAAUGGUGAAUGCUGUACAGCAGCAACAACAAGUUCCUUUGCAGCAAUUGCCGCAUCAGCAGCAGCAACAACCACAGCAACAACAACAGCAUCAGCAACAGGCACAGCAGCCAACUCAACUCAUGGCACAGCAGCAGCCAAUUAUGCUGCAACAGCAACAGCAAGCGGCACAACAGUUUACGUUGCCAACAUCACAGCCACAGCAGCAGCCGCCGUCACAGCAUGCACCACAGCAGUAUUUGCAGGCGCAGGCCAACCAAAUGCAUCAGUUAUCGCCGCUAGUGAUGGCCAUGGGCGUGGGCGUUGGGCAGCCAAUGCAACAACAUCAGCUGGCUGCUAUGCCGGGCGGAAUGCCAACGCAAAUGAAUGCCUCGCAUCAACUGCUGCAACAGCAGCAGCAGCAACAACAACAACAACAACAGCAGCAGCAGCAGCAGACCUUGCAACUGCAAUCACAUCUGCAGCAGCAGCAGCCACAACAAACUGUAACAUCCCUUUACAACCAGCAACAGCAGCAAAAUUUUCAAGUGUCUGCGGCGGGUCAGCUACUGCAACAGGCGCCGCUGGUAGGCCAGGCACAGCAGACAGCCCAGGGCAUGCAGCAUGUCCUGCAGCCGCUAUUUAACCCAGCUGUUGCUGAAGUCGCAGAGGAGCCCGUGUCCCUGGCAGCCACUCAUCCACACCUGUUGCCGAGCGAUAUUCAAUCGGACAUUAAACAUAAUCUCGACUCAUUGGUUAAUCAGUUGUGCAAUACACGAUUGGGCACCAACCAACAUCAGCGACUGCUGCUGCUGCGCCAACGGCAGCUGAUUGAAGAGGACGAGCUGCGCCUUAAGCAUUAUGUGGAAUACGAAAAGUUUCAAAAGGCACUGCGCCAAUCUCUAAGCACAAACGCUCCAGCUACUACCGCGUAUUAUUCUCCAGCUGCCGCACCGGUUCAAACCAAUUUGACAGCACCACCACCAGCAGCAGCAGCAGCACCGCCGCCACCAGCAUCGUCAACUACUACACCCGCAGGCUCUUCAAAUACAUAAAUAUGAAUUCCUUUAGAAUUGUCGUAGCCGCCGUUCCUCGUAUUCAUGACAAGUCAUAAACAUUGCUACCCAAUUGUUCGGCAACUGUUCUGAACUGGCACGAUUUCGAUUUUGAAAAUAUGGAUCUGAAGUUAGUUAUUAAGUGAAAAGUUGUCGAAUUAUGAGGGGAUUGUCUGUAAAUAUGUAGUCACACAGUUUUGAGUUGAUUUGCCAUUGUUUCGCUUAUUGUUUUACUUUUGUUUUUGAUUUUACCCUUUCUUCCCAUUCUUUUUAUGCAAUGCUGUUUCCUCUCAUUUGUUUUAAAUCAAAAUGAAGUUUUGAAUUUUAUUUAAGCAAAUUGUAAAUUUGAUUAGCGCUAAAGUGUAAAUAAAUAUUUCAAUAAUA
Messenger RNA from Drosophila virilis, 7971 nucleotides. It is a transcript of the gene Wnk, whose product is annotated as Wnk kinase. Lineage: Eukaryota; Metazoa; Arthropoda; Insecta; Diptera; Drosophilidae. Gene Ontology annotation, molecular function: potassium channel inhibitor activity; ATP binding; protein serine/threonine kinase activity. Gene Ontology annotation, biological process: protein phosphorylation; intracellular signal transduction; negative regulation of sodium ion transport. Gene Ontology annotation, cellular component: cytoplasm. The record is from RefSeq and is a predicted model, not a curated record.